CACAGGUUGCUCCGCGUUGCUUGGGAAGGUUACUGGCUUCCGGGCCACGAAUGGAAACGCCCUUUGGGGCGGGCCUCGCGAACAUAUUGGUUGUCCUGCCGGCGCGACUAGCGGUGAUUGGACAACCUGAAAGGCGACGGCUCCUUAGCCUUAGCGUAACCGAGAAGAGACUGUGGCUGGCCAUGGCUGGUCAGGACCUGCGGAAAGAGCUGGACUCACUGCUCCUGCAGCUGCUCAGGGACCUGGAGGAGCUGGAGGCGAAGAGGGUGGCGCUGAACACCCGGGUGGAGGAGGGCUGGCUGUUGCUCGCCAAGGCUCGCUAUGUCAUGGGUACCAAGUCGGUCGGGCCCCUGCAGUAUCCCUCUUGCAUGGAACCUCGGGUCUUCGUGCGAGCCAGCGAGAACCAGGACACAAUGCAGACAUUCAGGCUGGUGAGAGCUGACGCCCAGACUCCAGAGGAGGUGGAGCCUCGAGAAGCAGCGCUGCGCAGGCGGAAGGGCCCCAACAAGUCUCCAGAACCAGAGCUCUCUGCAGCCCCACAGGACCCCCUGAACUGGUUCGGAAUCCUGGUUUCUCACAGUCUUCGACAGGCCCAAGCCAGCUUUCAGGAUGCUUUUUUCUCCCUCCAGUAUUGCCUUUUCCAGUACAACGUAAAUCAGACAUCUUUUUAUGCUGCUUUUUCUUUCCUAAGAAAAGUACUGUAUCUUGAAGACAAACCAUUCCCAAGAGUAAUGAUAAAAAUAAUAUUAAAACAACUUUAAAGAUUCUGAAGUAUUCCUAAGGCAUGGUGUUCUGGAAGACAAAUGUGCUUCUGCUGGCAUUGUGUUACACAUGAAGCAGUGUGGCAGGAACUGUCCUCUGAUGCCGUGGGACUGAGAGAACUCAGAUGUAGGCUCCCAGGGCGGUAUGGAGCUCUGUAAGACACUGGACCAGCUGCUGAAACUUGAGCCUCUCCUCCGGAUCUAAGGCCCAGCAACAGGCCAUCACAGCAAAUAAUUCAUCAGGACAGUUGAUUAGCUGGGCUAUUCGGUAAUCAUCUUUUAGGUAUGUGGCCAUCUCAAAGGGGUCAAUGUCCACAUAAGGCAUCUGGCCCAGAGUCAUAAGCUCCCACAGUGUUACUCCAAAGGCCCACACAUCACUAGCACUAGAGAACUCAUUAUUAACCAGACUUUGAAGAGCCAUCCAUCGAACUGGCCUGUUUUCAUUGUCCCCCAGACAGUGAUAGUCCAUAGGGAACAAGUCUCUGGAGAAGGCAUUGUCUGUGAUCUUAACUUGAAGUGUGUCAUCAGUGACACAGUUUCUAGCAGCCAGGUCUUUGUGGAUGACUUCCCUUCUUGCCAGGUAGCUCAUUCCACAGGCAAUCUGAAUAGCCAUAUGUACCAGGUCUUGCUGAGAGAUUGCCUGUGGGUUAUUGGCCUCUACUAAUUUGCAUUGCUGUAAAAACAAUUUAAGAUUCCCCCAAUUCAUGUAAGGCAGCAUCACCAUGGGCUUUUCUCCUGUACACAUAUGAGUAAUAGGAAGAAGAUUUCUGUGUUGAAGACCUCGCAGCUUAUAGCUUUCUGUCAGCAUCCUGGUUACCUGGAUCUCAGAGGCAUGAUCUUUAACUGUUUUUAUAAAUGUAUGUUUUUCUUUAUUUGGAUCUUUUUCAUCCACUAAAAUUCCACGGAAAAUACGCCCAAA
Molecule: messenger RNA, 1680 nt
Organism: Heterocephalus glaber (naked mole-rat)
Lineage: Eukaryota; Metazoa; Chordata; Mammalia; Rodentia; Bathyergidae
Gene: Vma22
Product: vacuolar ATPase assembly factor VMA22
Biological process (GO): vacuolar proton-transporting V-type ATPase complex assembly
Source: RefSeq, a predicted model, not a curated record